UUACUUCUAGUUUCAGUAGAUUUAACACUGUUUUCUUUCAAGUCAAACAUUGUUCAAGUUCUUGUUUGUUUGUUUGUUUACAGAGAGUUUCAGUCCCAAACAUAUCUAAAACAAAGCCAAGAUAGGAUAGGACCUGUUUAUAAAAAGGCUUUGUAUUUUGAGUACACGGAUGAUACAUUUCAAACGAUCAUUGAAAAACCAUCCUGGUUGGGAUUUUUAGGUCCAAUCAUGAAAGCAGAGACUGGAGACGUCAUUUGUGUACAUGUGAAAAAUUUUGCUUCAAGAAACUAUAGUUUCCAUCCUCACGGAAUCAACUCCACUAAAGAAAACGAAGGCGCUCUCUAUCCUGAUAACACUACAGGCCCACAAAAGGAAGAUGACCGGCUAGAACCAGGGGCAGGGUAUACUUACCGGUGGUUUGCAGAAGAAACUCAGGGGCCUUGUCCCAAUGACAGUAACUGCAUGACACGGAUGUACCACUCCCAUGUAGAAACUCUAAAAGAUGUGGCUUCAGGACUUCUUGGACCAAUUCUGACUUGUAAAAGAGGAACCCUGGAUAGAGACAUGGAAAAAAAUAUCCACGAGUCUUACGUUCUGAUGUUUUCUAUAACGGAAAACCGUAGCUGGUAUAUGAAUGACAAUAUUAAUAUAUAUACUGAAUCUGGCCAAGUUAAUACUAGAGUUUCUAGCUUCUGGGAGAGAAAUCUCAUGUGCUCAAUAAAUGGAUACAUGUAUGGGAAUCUGCCCAAUCUCACCAUGUGUGCAGAGGACAGGGUCAAGUAGUAUUUUAUUGGCAUGGGAGGUGUGUUGGACACACACUCCAUCUUUACCCAUGGACAAACUCUGAUCUCUCGGAAUCACAGAAAAGACACCGUUACUGUCUUCCCUGCCUCAAUGCGAGAUGCCUUCUUGGUGGCCAAGGGUGCUGGAGAGUGGAUGCUGGGCUGUCAGAUACAUGGUAGGGAUUUAUUCCUUUUACAUAAUACAGGGUCAGGGGACUCCCAGGGUUACGACCCAUUACAAAUGCAUCAUCUUUCAAAUGGGGGAAACUGCCAUUGGGGAGGUUAUAAGAUGGCCUUUUGGAAAGUCAGUGACACAGUUAGGACUAGAACCCACGUCUCUGACACCUUUAACUUUAUGGUAAUAAACACUUUUAGGUAUAUAGGGAUUAUUUUUAUUGUUGUUUUUAUAAAAAGAAGUUUAUAUUCAUUAGCUGGUAAACCUUACAAGAAAACCCUGAGUGUCAGACAGAGCAUGUAUUAUUACACCUUUUUAAAAUUAUUUUUUAUUUAUUUAUUUUAUUUUUUUUGCGGUACG
This is a messenger RNA of Aethalodelphis obliquidens (Pacific white-sided dolphin), 1317 nucleotides long. Its product is annotated as ceruloplasmin-like. Lineage: Eukaryota; Metazoa; Chordata; Mammalia; Artiodactyla; Delphinidae. Gene Ontology annotation, cellular component: plasma membrane. Gene Ontology annotation, biological process: iron ion transport. Gene Ontology annotation, molecular function: copper ion binding; oxidoreductase activity. The record is from RefSeq and is a predicted model, not a curated record.